Messenger RNA from Soboliphyme baturini, 1254 nucleotides. The record is from the annotation of a GenBank genome assembly. NCBI's taxonomy places the organism in Eukaryota, Metazoa, Nematoda, Enoplea, Dioctophymatida, Soboliphymatidae.
AUGUCGCAUUGUCUUGUUUUCGCGCUGACUUUCAAACGCUGUCUUUUAGCCAGCGCUGUACAGUGCACAGAAAAUACGAUAGUUGUUAAUUUUGUGACCAAAAAUCCGUUUCAAGGACGGAUUUUCGUCAAGGGUAUGGCCGAUAAGCCGGACUGUACUCAGAGCUACUUCAGGACUAUGACACCAACGACUACGCCAUCGAUCGCUUUCGGCUUCGGAAUGUGUAACAUGAUCCGCGCCAGAACGGUAGAUCCUCAGCCAGGAAUGAUCCAGUCAUUGAUGGUCAUAAUCAGCUUUCACAAAUUAUUCAUUACAAAGAUCGACAAAGUGUAUAAGAUACAGUGUUUCUACAUGGAAACGCAGCAAACGGUAACACUUGUUCAAUCGUUCGCUGGCCUUCUUAUGGACACUAAUCGUAUGCCGACGUGUACCUACGAGGUGAGAAGAGGAGGACCCGAUGGUCCAAUUAUACGAUUUGCUCAAGUGGGCGAGCCAGUCUAUCAUGAAUGGUCCUGCGACAGUAACACUCACAACAUAUUGGUGAAAGACUGUUGCGUUGACGAUGGACAGGGAAACCAAUACAAAAUAAUUGACGAAAAUGGGUGUGCCGUCGAUCCUGUAAUUCUCGGUGACAUAACGUACACUGUGACCGGUCCAGCGAAAGCAUACGUCAACGGUUUCGUUUUCAAAUACGCCGACAAGCCAUCGGUGUUCUACCAGUGUACAGUACAGUUAUGCAACAAGGGAGACGAGUAUUGCGAAUCUCUCACGGUAGUCUGCUGUCAGAAUCUCAGUCGGCAAAGCAGGUCUUGUAUUCUAUAUCUGUUACAGCCACCAUCAUGUGGUCUAAUGGCUACAACGCCGUCUACGUUUUCCUGGCCGAUUAGGCGAACACAACUGACUAAGAAGCGUCAGCAAAGAAGCAGGCGUCUGGCGCGGAUGAACGAUACCACAGGAUCAGCCGCCGGAAAAUAUAGCCAAGAAAUCGACCUUUUCACGCAAACCAUGACCGUGUUGGACUUGGACGAUUUCGAGUCAAGUAAUGAUAUGGAAUCACUUCGUCGAAUGUCGCAAAAUUACCCAAGAACCAUAGAUGAAGAAAGCGGUGACAACGGCAAAAGCUUCUGCUUCUCAGCCUUUUCGUUCAGCGCAUUCAUGACGUUUGUUGCUAUCGUGUUCACCACAACGGUCGUCGCAUUCUGCAUGAUCUGUAAACGCAAACAGUCUCAAGAGAAAGCAAAGCCGCACAAGUAA